GAGUUUGUGACUGUCUCAUGAAAAAAUGGCGGAUCAGGUAGUUGAUUGCGAGUUUCAAGCUCUUCGUAAUAGAUUUAAACAUAAUGCAGAGCUGCUUUUGCAUGGGAAUUCGCUAGGAACUGACAUUGACAACACUCCAGAAGAUGAAGACAAGAAGGAAAAACCACUACCUCGGUUUAAUCGCCACGCAGUGUUUUGGAUAUUGGCUUCAGGCACUUUGACAUACUACGUUGACUUCUUUGGUGUCAUUAAAGAGGAUGUGCACAUUAAAAGUUGGUGGUUUAAUAUUGGCCUCAUAUUGCUGGCUAUAUGCUUAGCACUGGCCUUGUUCUGCAUACUUUUCCUGGAAUGGUUCUGUGGAAUGCGAGAUUAUGACAGAGAAUACCCAGCAAUUGCACCUAUUACAACUGCUGCAUUUAUUGCAGCAUCAGGCAGUUUUAAUAUAGCCUUGUGGCCUGUCUGGUCUUUCUUCACGCCUGUAAUCCUUUUUACCCAAUUCAUGGGUGUGGUGAUGUUCAUCUCCCUUCUUGGGUAAUAUACUGUAUGAAAACACUCAACUUAUUCUCAUACACAUCUGCGUGGGUCAAGUGGAAUGUGGUGGACAGACAUCAGAAAUUAAAUUUUGGGGGAAAGGUGUUUUUUUAUUUUUUUCAAAAAAGCUAAGAUUUUUUUAGAUAACAUUAACAAUUAUUUUCUUACCUUAUGGUAUGUAUGCUAUAUGUAUUAUAAACAAGUUUCUUUAUAAAAUACAUUUGUUAUUCUGUUAUUCAAAUUUGUUGAUCAUGUGAAAUUCAUCAGUUGAGUCCAUAUACAUAUCAAUGAUACUGUAAGAUAGCUUACAUUCAAGAUUUGUUGCAUAUAUACUUUAUAUAAAAUGUGAAAAUGUGUAAGAUUGUUUUGGAUACUGAAAAAGCCAAUUUUUCCAAAAUAUUUCAUUUUCUAAAUAUUCAACACUCAAAAUUAAGCACAGCCCAGCAAUAAGUAUUUUACUGAUCCUCAUUUAGCUUUGACAACUUAAAGAAGGCUCCAGUUCCUCUGGAUUGUAUCGCUUGUGUUUGUGAAUUGUUUUAAUUACACAAAUAUUUUAUUAAAUUCAGAUCUUUAUGAUGUGGAGUGUAUGUACAUUGACUUUAUGUUCCCUAAACCAAUUGGUAUUUAAUUUGGAUGUGUUGUUUUGUUUUUAUCUUGCUGCAAGGUUCAUGUGUGACCACAUUUGAGCUUCUUAGCACAGGAAAAGUUUUUUAUAUAAUGAGUCCUGAUAUGCACUGGAAUCCAUCCAUGCCUCUAUUCUAAGAAAGAAACCACAAACUGAAGAAGCAAAACAGACCCAUCUACAUACUUCAUAGACACAAUACAUUUUUAUACGAUUGGCUCAUUUACUUUCUGUGCUAAUCAUAUCGGUAGUGAGGCUGUCUGGUCAUCCAAUUUAUGUUUCUUCCAAAUACAUUGUGGUUCCAAUUAACCUGUCCUCAUGACGAUCUGCUAUAGUCACCAGUUCCAUGAGACCUAUCAAGAAUUGUACUCUUUAUCAGUGUUGUAUCCUUAUGUGUUAUUUUUUAGAAGAUUUCCAAGUGUUGUCACUAUUCUGACAGUUUGUAUAAUCUUGCAUUCUCCUUGGAUAGCGCUAUCCAUAUCGCAUUAGCCUUGUACUCGGCCUCCUGUGAGUCCGAAUGUGACUUUUCUACAAUAUUUUAGUAAUAUUUAGUAAAACUACAAGAUUUUACUUAAUGUUAAAUGUUGUUCUAUGUUUUCCUAUAUCAGUUUAUCAUAUAUGCAACAACUACUGAAUACACAUAUAUAUAUAUAUUUUUUUUGCUGAAUUACAUUUAUUUUCCAUUCAGUUAGGGGUAGAGAUGUGUUCCCAAACUGAAAUGAAAGAGAAAUAUUUCUGUAAUCCUACAAAAGUUUACCGAAUUACUGUAGAAAUUACCUUUUCACAUUCAGUAAUCUAUUGUCUUAAAGGCAUUUUGAGAUAUUUUGUUUUGCUGUAUGAUUUUUAGUAUUUUUAUAAUUAAUUUCAUGAAGUCUGUUUGCUUUGUGUUUGAAUUUCCUUCCUUUGAAAAGCUUCAAAACACUCCAGAUCCUAAAAGAAUAAAAUGAGUGUCUUUAGCUAAGAUCCACCUAAUAAACCCAUUAAAGCUACAACAUUGGAAUUGGAUGCUUCUAUUUUAAAAUGUUAAUUACAGUUCCACUGAUCAUGUAAUGCAUGACUUGUACAUUUUUAAAAAGUUUAUGUUAGACAGCAUUGGUUGAUCCCUUUCAAAGAUUCUUUGCAAUCAACCUCCUUUGUUGUUGAAGAUAAUUGCUUUGAUGCUGCUGUUAGAAUAGUCAGAUGGGAACUUUCUCUGUUGUAUGCCUGUUCUUUAUGUUCUGUGUUCAUUAUUUAGUAAUAAUUGCUGUAAACUACCAGUGUUUUAAAUCCCUUUAAAUACUACCUUAGGAACACUUUGGAACUUUUGUCCAGUCAUUCAAAAUGUAAUUCUCUUUGGCAUUAGUUUUCAUUAAGGUUUUACCUUGAAUUUUGUGCAACACUUAUUUGUAAGAUGGUGAUGGCACCAUCAUGACAGUUUUAAGUAGCACUAAUGUGGAAUACCUGUACAGGAACACAUGAUUUAAAAACAUGUGAAAGAAGAAUGGAGAAAAUAUAUUCCUAAAGGUACAGUCUAUUUGAGGUAAUUUGUCUGUACAUAUUAUGCAAUACCGUUCACAUUUGUUACGAAGUGCCGUCAUUGUGGUUUUUAUGAGUUGUUUUUUUCUGAGUCAUUGUGUAUAAUUUAUAUUGUAAGGUUAUGAAAUCAAGGUUUUUGCCGGUGUUUUUAUUUAUGCCCUUUUAAUUAUAAUCCCUGAUUAAUCCUUUAGGGCUGCUCCCUGCUAUAGUUCAUAGUCUUGCACGCUUUGUUUCCAUAACCAACACUUAAAAAGCAAUACCAUACUAGUAGUGUAAUGUUUGCCAGUAGGGAAAGGAGUAGGAGGCAUUGCUUUGUUGCUUAACCUGAUAUUUUGUGUAAGAUUUGUUGCUGAAUCAAGCAUGGAAAUUCAUGUUACAUUAAAAAAAUAAGUACACUAAAACAAAGAUGGCAGGACUAUAAAGAGUUUGUCCAGUUGCAAAACUUUCUUCCUUUGUAGCACCUUAAAAGUGUUUUUUUAUUAAUAUCGAGGUAACAUUAACAUUGAGGAAAUGGAGAGAGAACAUUUGGGUUUUACGUUGUUUUACUUUCCUUUAUUUUUAUUUAUUUAUUUUCAUUUACUUUCAAUUUAAACAGUAAACAUAGCUGAAAAUCAAAAUACAGAUGUUAAAAAGUCAAUUAAAUAACCAUAGGCAAAUAUAGUUUCACUGCAUUUUUGCUUAGGAAAUAUAUUUGGAAUUAGAGUAAAGGGAUCAUAAUUAGGGGUUUUAUCUUCUAUGGUGAAUCACAUUCUUUGCCAUUUCUGGAAAUAUAGUUUGUAUAGUUGUAGACAAAAUCUGCAAACAAUAAUUAAAUUAUUAUUUUAUCAAUAUCAACCCAGGUAUUUUUUUAUGUAGAUCUUCCCUGUAUUGCUUUAAGCCACUGAUAUUCUUAGUUGCUGGAUGUAUAGUGGUUGUGAUAGGUAUCGUCAUGUAAGUUAUUACAAAAUAAACAUUUGGGCAUCUUUUCAGUCACUCCAACAAGCUUUGGUACACCUGGUGUACCAUUUGUUAUUGUCAGUGCAGCUUUUCUUCCACAUAUUAUAAAGUACAAAUAGGUUUGAAAAUAAUAGGCUUAUUUACUGAAAAAGUCAAGGUAAUAAGUUCAUAGGGUGGGGUGUAUUUUCCAGUCUUUAGAUAAUUAUGAUUAAUGGUACUUUUGUAUUGAAAGAUUGUGUAACUGCUACAAUAUAUGUGCAGAAUGCCAUGUCGUGGUGUGUUCUUUGAGGUUCUGGUACUGUAGUAUUAAAAAAAAUCUUUUAACUAUGUAAACAGUAUCAGUAUUUAGUUUCAUUAGAUGUUUAAAAUUAUCAAAAGUCUCCUGUGUGUUUUUGUAUGGCUAUAGUGCAUGUGAUUGAGUGUUUUUUUAAAAACAUUUUUAAGCACUGCCUUUCUUCCAAAUGAUUCCUUAUACUAAGCCAUUUGCACAACAUGUCAUAUUGCACAACAAAACUAAAAGCUAUUUAGUAAUAAGUUGUCAGUCCUUUGGUGUUGUCCUUCCAAGUAAUCUAUAGCAGUGAACUCCCAGCAACGUCACUUUGAAGUGGCAUUGAUUUCCAAAGACCCAUUGUAGAUGUAAACAGGAGAGUUCUGCUUUACAAUCUUACCAGCAGUUCACUGUCAUCAUCUGCCGUGGAAGGAAUAAGGGAAGGUGUAAGUUUUUUUUAAUACAUAGAAAAUUAAUUAUAGGACUCUAGUACAUACGUAAUUUCAUGUCUUCUCAGAAGUGAAAGUUAGUAAUAAUCACAUGAGUCCGACUCUUACCAAAUGUAGCGUUUUUCCAGGCAGAGAACUAGAUCUGUGUAAUCAUAAGGGUAAUGGUUUCAGUUUAUUGAAUAUAGGAAUUUUCUAAUAAUUGCUUGCAUAAAUGCUUCUAGAUUAUUUAAUAAGACUUGUGAAGAAAGUGCAUUUUACAUUUUAAUGUAUAUAUUAAUUCAGAUUGCUCCAGUAAAGUAAUGGUUGUCCUAUGUUGCCUUACAGUAUGUGCAAUUUCAAAUUUUAUUAUAAUUAUACCUACUCAGAACCUCAUAAGAUGUCAACUGAGAAGUAUAAUUCCUACAGGAACUUUUGUUUAAUUUAGGGGAUAUUAUCCCAACCUGUGAAUCUAAUGUAUUGAAAUGCAGCCUUCCUCAACACCACGACACAGGAGAAUAGCACAUCAAGAUCAUGCUAUCUUGCAGCAUUAUAGAUGUGCCCUUAGCUGUUCACUGUAUUAUUUAAAUCCACACUGCUUUUGAUUGAAUGAUUGAGAGAUAAUCUGAGCCAAAUGUACUCUAAGUGAUGUAAGUCUAUUGAGAGGCAACACAGUUAUGGAAAGCAGUGAUGCAAAUGUGUUUUUU
Molecule: messenger RNA, 5004 nt
Organism: Lepisosteus oculatus (spotted gar)
Lineage: Eukaryota; Metazoa; Chordata; Actinopteri; Semionotiformes; Lepisosteidae
Gene: tmem128
Product: transmembrane protein 128
Source: RefSeq, a predicted model, not a curated record